ACUCACCAGGCAAAGACCACAACAAGAUGCUGCAGGGAGUGAAGAACAUUGUGCGGAGUGGAUGGGUGGCGACAGCGGUAUCAGCAGCCUUCUCUACCGGCGUGAGAAUGAGCACACCGUAUGCUACCGAUUUGGACUUGUCCACGAGCACGGCGCGCAAGUCGCUGAGGAAGCGCGCUGCGGAGGAACGGAUCAAGCGGCAGCCGUAUGCCAUCCACAAGGCAGGGCCGAUGGUGCUCUUUGAUCCGCUGACCAACAAGGGAACCGGCUUUCCCUUUGCUGAGCGCGAGCGUCUCAACAUCCGUGGUCUCGUCCCGCCGGCCUACUUUCCGCCCGAGGCCCAGAUGGAGCGCAUUCUCCGCUCGUACCACGCCAUCGAUCCUGCCAAUGCCAUUGAAAAGUACAACUUCCUCUCGGCGCUGCAGGAUCGCAACGAGGUGCUUUUCUAUCGCAUUCUCUCUGAAAACAUCACAGAGAUGGCGCCGAUUGUGUACACGCCAACGGUCGGCGAGGCGUGCACCCAGUUCAACUCGAUCUUCCGCCGGCCGCGUGGCAUGUUCUUCUCGGCCAAGGACCGGUACGAGAUGUCGGCCAUGGUGUACAACUGGCCGCACUCGGUCGAUGUCAUUGUGGUCACUGACGGCUCGCGCAUUCUCGGCCUCGGUGACCUCGGCGUCGGUGGCAUGGGCAUUCCCAUCGGCAAGCUUGCCCUCUACGUCGCCGCCGGUGGCAUCCACCCGGCCCGCACCAUGCCGGCCAUUCUCGACGUUGGCACCAACAACGAGGCCCUCCUUGCCGACCCGCUCUACCUCGGCCUCCGCCAGCCGCGGCUGACCGGCGAGGACUACGACUCGCUCAUGGACGAGCUCAUGACCGCGCUCAAGUUCCGCUUCCCAGAAGCGCUCAUCCAGUUUGAGGACUUUUCGAAUGAGAACGCGGCCCGCAUCCUCUCCAAGUACCGCGACACCCACCUGUGCUUCAACGACGACAUCCAGGGGACCGGGGCUGUCGCGCUUGCCGGCGUCCUCUCGGCCAUCCGUAAGCAGGGCUACGCCCCGCACCACCUGCCCAAUCUCCGCAUCGCCGUCCUCGGCGCUGGCUCGGCUGGCCUCGGCGUUGUCCAGUCGCUCAUCAACGGCAUGAUUGAAGAGGGCGCCACGCCGGAGCAAGCCCACUCGGCCUUUUACCUCGUGGACGUCGACGGCCUCCUCGGCGCCGAGCGCAAGAAGCUCUCGCCGCUGCAGAAGCCGCUGGCGCGGACCGACCUGCCCGACGGCAUGCCCAUGCUCGACGUUGUCCGCAAGGUCAAGCCCGACGUCCUGCUCGGCCUCUCGGGCGUCUCGGGCGGUUUCACCGAGGAGAUUGUCAAGGCCAUGGCCAACUCGGUCCAGCACCCGAUCAUUUUCCCGAUGAGCAAUCCGUCGUCGAACACCGAGUGCACACCGGCUCAGGCCAUCGAGUGGACCGACGGGCGCGCCCUUGUCGCCACGGGCUCGCCGUUUGAGGUGACCACGUACAAGGGCAAGCGGUUUGCCACCUCGCAGUGCAACAACUACGUGGCCUUCCCGGGCCUCGGCUUUGGCGCCAUCGCCGCCAAGGCGUCCAAGGUCACCGACGGCAUGCUCUACGCCACCGCCCGCGCCAUCGCAGACUGUGUCACCGACGCCGACCUCGAGGCCGGCAAGCUCUUCCCCGACCCGGACGAGCUCCGUGAGACGUCGGCGCUCGUCGCCACUGCCGUCAUCAAGCAGGCGCUUGCCGAGGGCAUUGCCCAGCGCCCGGGCCUCGAGGGCCUCUCGGACGGCGACAUCCACUCGCUCGUCCUGUCCAAGAUGUGGGAGCCUGCGUACGUGACCCUUGUCGAGGACGCGCGUGCCGCCAAGCACCGGUAGUAGAGUAAACUAGCCAAGAUACCUA
Molecule: messenger RNA, 1917 nt
Organism: Thecamonas trahens ATCC 50062
Lineage: Eukaryota; Apusomonadida; Apusomonadidae
Product: malic enzyme
Exons: 1
Coding region: 27-1892 (621 amino acids)
Biological process (GO): pyruvate metabolic process; malate metabolic process
Cellular component (GO): mitochondrion
Molecular function (GO): NAD binding; malate dehydrogenase (decarboxylating) (NAD+) activity
Source: RefSeq, a predicted model, not a curated record